Messenger RNA from Cyclocybe aegerita, 2943 nucleotides. NCBI's taxonomy places the organism in Eukaryota, Fungi, Basidiomycota, Agaricomycetes, Agaricales, Hemipholiotaceae. The record is from the annotation of a GenBank genome assembly.
CAUGUCGAUCUCGACCGCUCUACGUCACUUCAAGGAGCCAACGAAGGAAGAGCUUACCCAGAUUUUCUUCUCGCUACCCCCUACCUCUGUAGUGCCGAAAUCUGACCAUUCUGAUGACGAAGAUGUGGAGAAGAUGGAAAUCAAUGCGGUUCUGAGUGUCGGGGAGGCGGAGGACUCGUAGGCCGGGAAAUUACACAUUAUGCCGCCCUAUCUGGCCUUCUCGUCUCUCGACAGGAAGUCUGUGCGGUUCACGAUACCGCUUUCAACUAUUCGACGGGUGGAAAGACUGAAUGCAAGGGCAGGAGUUUAUGCACUCAGCCUACUAACAUGGCACGGGAUGAAGAUGAUUGUUCAAUUGACGUCUCUCCGCCCAACUGCAGACCUGUUCUGCUCAUUACUACGCGAUGCCCUGAAGAUCGAACUUCAACGAGGGCAAAUGAAGUUGGUCAAGGGUUUCGUCAAGACAUGCUAUUCCGAAUUGCUCAUUUCAGAAACGUCGAACGCCGGAGACAACGAACACGAGGACGGAAGCCUGAUAACAGACGAGAAGAGCGGCAGUAGACAGGAAGUCAGCUACCACGGGGGCUUAGGCCUGAAGUUUAAAUUUCCCGGAGAUCCUAAGAGACUCCGAGAAGGUUCAAAAAUCAAACUAUGGACAACGUACUUGAAGGCUCAUGGACGAAACCUUACCCUCCUCCGAUACCCACAAUGUACGCGACUCGUCCAGGUUGGCCUUCCCAACCGAUUGCGUGGAGAGAUGUGGGAGACCCUAUCAGGAUCAAUAUACCUCCGGUUUGCGAACCCAGGAUACUACGAACGACUGCUGGAGGAGCACAAAGGACGAACGACGACAAGCACCGACGACAUCGAGAAGGACCUUCAUCGUAGCUUGCCGGAAUACGCUGGAUACCAGUCAGAAGAUGGGAUUAACGCUCUUCGUCGGGUGUUGCGGGCAUACUCAUUUAUGAACCCAGAACUCGGGUAUUGCCAGGCCAUGAACAUUCUUGCAGCGGCCAUUUUAAGCUACAUGUCAGAGGAGCAGGCCUUUUGGUUGUUGGAGGUGCUCUGUGGACGUCUACUACCGGGUUACUAUGGACCGUCAAUGCAUGGUACACUCCUCGACCAACGAGUCUUUGAAUCUCUCGUGCAAAAAUAUCUACCCAUCAUCCAUGACCACUUCCAGGCUGUCGAUGUACAACUAUCAGUUGCGUCUCUCCCGUGGUUCCUGAGUUGGUAUAUCAAUAGUAUGCCUAUGGUGUUUGCGUUCCGGAUAGUUGAUUGCUUCUUCUGCAUGGGUCCAAAGGUUCUGUUCCAAGUUGGGCUGGCCAUUCUGAAGAUCAACGGGGAACAGCUCCUCCAAAUCCAGGAUGACGGUGGCUUCCUGAGCCUCAUGCGAGACUACUUCGCAAGCCUCGGAGAGUCCGCCCACCCAAACUCCUCCGAUCCUCGCGCACGCGCCAUCACCGUCUUCCAAGAGCUUCUCCUUGUCUCCUUCCGCGAAUUCUCGAUCAUCACAGACGAGAUCAUUCUCUCUGAGCGCAAACGCUUCCGCGGCGAGAUCAUCCACAGCAUCGAGUCCUUCGCCCGGCGCGGUGCAGUCCGAAACCUGCGUACUCUCGGUAGGUUCAACAAGGAGCAGGCGGGGCUCGUCUACGACGCGCUAUAUAAAGCGAUGUGCAUCGUCCCGCCACCGCCCGCAACUGCACCGCCUCCGACGCUGCUAACGACCGCCGAUGGGUACCACGAAGAGAGGCCAGAGACGCGGAUUGGUCUGAGGACAUUUAGGUACUUCUUGAGUGAGAUUGCCACGUGGGCGAGAGACGACAAGAUUGUCAUGAAUGGCUUCCAGCAACGUGUUGAUCGUGAAAUCGCCGAGCACGAAUUCAUCGAUCGAUUGUUCUACUUCUGGGAUACAGGAUGUCACGGAGCUUUGUCUUUCCAGGACCUGGUAUCUGGUCUCGAUGGUGUGAUGUUCAACGAUUUGAUGGACAAUAUCGAAUGGUUCUUCAAUCUCCACGACAAGAACAAGGAUGGGUUCCUUACGAAAGACGAAGUCCUGACGUUGUCGGAAACCUUCCUGUUCAUCUUCCGAUACGAAAUCGGCGACGCGUAUCUAGGUGCCGUCAGUCGGUUCAUGACAAAUGCCUUUGAAUACGGCGACGCCCUCCUUCCUCAACCCGAACAAUCGAAAAGCAAGGAAUCCAAUGCUGAGCCUGAAUCUCCUCCUCCAGUCAGUUCCAACCAACCGUACCUCAACCUGGCGAGAUUCCGUAUGGUCGUCCUCGCUGAAGAAGUGCUGGAAUCGUUCUUCGAGACCGACCUUUCAGAAUCCUUCAAACUGGAGCACCUGCCCGAGAUGGACCUUCCUCUAGUCAACAGCGGGAUUCUGGGAGAUCUAUGGUCGUCUAUCGCGACGGACAGCAACAAAAAGAUCUUCAACAUGUUCACGGACGAGAUUGGGAAGACCAUUGGCAAGCAUCAGGUCGUCCACAAGCCCUCUAUCGGGAGAUACACCAAACUGGAAGAACCAAAAGCGCGCGAAUCGUUGCUUACGCCGACGUUGCGAAAGUCGCUAUCGAAAGCCAGCCUCAGCGGUACCUCGAGCACGACUACCCUCGCACCGUCCUCCUCGUCGACACUCACUGUCAACACAAACCUCGAACCACCCAACGUACCAUCCCAGCCCUCCGUGCCCGACAGUGGCAGCUUGUCGGCAAUUCCCAUGCUCCAAGCCGUCAACGCUGCCGCUCUUAUGGAGCGCACGCCGUUCGCGAUCGACGACGCCAAGGACGACGAUGAGGACGACGACGAACUUGAAGCUGAUGAUAACGAUGAUCAGGUCAUGGACGAGGUCGAUGCCUUCUUAGAGGCCCAUGAUUCAGGCCUCAGUGAGGCGGACAAAGCGGUUGCUAAUGAUCUUCUACACGCGGAACCUCUCAAGUA